Molecule: messenger RNA, 1948 nt
Organism: Zophobas morio
Lineage: Eukaryota; Metazoa; Arthropoda; Insecta; Coleoptera; Tenebrionidae
Product: glucose dehydrogenase [FAD, quinone]-like
Exons: 3
Coding region: 1-1851 (616 amino acids)
Molecular function (GO): flavin adenine dinucleotide binding; oxidoreductase activity, acting on CH-OH group of donors
Source: RefSeq, a predicted model, not a curated record
AUGGACUGCGGCUGCUGCGUACCAUACCCUGGCCCCUCUCUCGCCAACACCUGUUACGGUGGAUCUUUUAUAUUUUUCAUGAGCAUGCUCGACAUCAUGACCCGAAACACCUGUGACCUAUCAGAAAUUUGCCAAAGAAUCAAACCAAAAUUGCAGCCAGAUCUUGAGUACGACUUUGUGGUUAUUGGAGGGGGAGCAGCGGGAUCCGUGGUCGCAGGAAGACUCUCAGAAGAACCCGACUGGAAGGUUCUUCUUAUUGAAGCAGGCGGUGACGAACCAUCCGGUUCUCAAGUACCAUCGAUGAUGAGUAAUUUCAUCGGUAACCCUUACCUGGACUGGAAUUAUAAGACGGAGCCGCAAGAAAAGGCUUGUUUGGGGGAGAAGGAAAGAAGGUGUACGUGGCCUCGUGGGAAAGUGUUGGGAGGAUCUGGAGUGAUUCAUGGGAUGAUGUAUAUGAGAGGAGUACCGAAGGACUAUGACGAGUGGGAAAAAAUGGGUAAUCCUGGGUGGGGAUAUAAACAGGUACUGCACUAUUUUAAGAAAUCGGAAGGGAAUCAGCAAGUCGGUACUUUGGUUGAUGGGGGACUGCAUGGUACUGAUGGUCCGAUGGUAACGUCUAGAUUCCCGGAUCAUCCGGAGAUGGCAGAUGAUAUGAUGAAGGCGGCUGAAGAAGUGGGUUAUUCUGUUGUUAAUGACCUAAAUGAGGGGCAACAUUCUGGGUUUACGAUAGCCCAGGCAAAUAUAAUCAACGGUUCAAGACUGAGUAGCGCCCGAGCUUUCUUACGCCCCGCCCGCAAACGCCCAAACCUGCACAUCAUGAUCAACUCCACCGCAACAAAAAUACUAAUACGAAAAGACAGCCACCAUAAAACCGUAUCAGAAGUAGAAUUCGUCUACAAUAACCGCUUCUACAAAGUCAAAGUCAAACGCGAAGCAAUUUUGUCUGCUGGCGCUAUCAACUCGCCACAGAUCCUCCUCCUCUCAGGAAUCGGACCAAAACAAGAACUGAAAAAAGUUAACAUAACCCAAGUCCACAACCUUCCAGGAGUUGGCAAAAACUUUCAGAAUCACGUCUCUUUUGGUGUGAGGUUUGAGUUGCAAUCGAUGAAGGAUGUAAAUGAUCUUGAUGGACUAGCUCUCGGUCACUAUUUAGUGUACAGGAAUGGACCCAUGUCUUCUACCGGGAUGGCGCAAGUUACAGCCAGACUGACUACUCAAUAUGGAAAUUCGUCUGAAGUUAAUCCCGACUUGCAAUUUUUUUUUGAAGGAUUUUUGGCUAACUGUUCUAGGUGGGGUGUGGUUGGAGAAAAUGCACAUUUGGGCACUUAUAACAGUAAAAAAGCGAUUUUAAUAUCGCCUGUUGUGUUACGUCCAAAAAGUAGAGGCUACAUAGGUCUGAAAACAAAUAGGCCACUGGACCCUCCCCUUAUGCGUCCUAACUAUUUAACAGAUGAAUAUGAUAUUAAAAUUUUAAUCGAAGGAGUUCGAAUCGCUCAGAAACUCAGCAAGAGCAAAAUUCUCAGGACCAAAUACGGUAUUAAACUAGCGCGGGAGGAUUAUGGAAAUUGUGCCAAACAAUUUAAAUACAAUUCUGACCAAUUUUGGGAGUGUGCUAUCAGAUACUCAACCCGACCAGAAAACCAUCAAUCUAGUUCCUGCAAAAUGGGUCCCUCUUCCGAUCGUCUGGCUGUUGUAGAUCCAAUGUUACAGCUUCAUGGAAUAGAAGGAAUUCGAGUCAUAGAUGCUUCAAUUAUGCCAUUUGUGGUUUCUGGUAAUCCACAUGGAACGAUUGUUAUGAUCGCUGAAAAGGGAGCACAAUUCAUCAAAGAAAAAUGGUUGAAUAACUUGUAACUAGCUAGUAGUAAUUCUUUUGUAGAAAUUAAAUUAUGGCAAUAAAAAAUGACAGCAUCCAGGUACCUCUCUUCGCAAUAUAUUUACAUUUUAAUAC